CUCCAUUUCAUUCUUCAUUAUUUAUUCAGAUAUAGUUAUAAUUGUUCAUUGUUGUUGCGAUUCAUAUAUUGUACAGUAUAUAUUACACUAAUACUCAAAAGUUAAUUCGGAAGUAUUAAAGUUUUUUAAGUAGGUAUAAAUUGUGCGAAAUUUAUAGUGUCAAUAAAAAUGGAAAUAUCCUUCAAAGGCAAAAGGAUUCUAGUAACCGGUGCUGGACAAGGAAUUGGACGCGGUAUUGCUAUAGAAUUAUGGAGAGCUGGUGCAAAUAUAGUAGCUUUAUCUAGGACGAGAACUCACUUGGAGAGUUUACAAAGCGAAUAUCCGUCGAUAGACAUAGUGGACAUCGAUAUUGCAGACUGGAAUAAAACAAGAGAGGUGGUUGAAUCUCUGGGUCACUUUGAUGCGCUUGUAAAUAAUGCUGCUUUUGCAUCAUGCGAACCCUUUCUCGACUGUACACCUUCAGAUUAUGAUAAAACCUUUAAUGUCAAUGUAAAAGCUGUUCUUAAUAUAAGUCAAAUAGUUGCAAGAAAAAUGGUAGAAAAUAAGACACAUGGUGCAAUCGUAAACAUAUCCUCUCAAGCCUCUAAGGCAGCCUUAAAAGAUCAUACCAUAUACUCUGCUUCCAAAGCAGCUGUUGAUGCCCUGACUCGUGCCAUGGCAUUGGAACUAGGUCCCCAUGGUAUCAGAGUAAAUGCCGUAAAUCCUACUGUCAUCAUGACAGAAAUGGGUAAAGUUGGUUGGUCUGAACCCAGUAGAGCGAAUGAAAUGCUUUCGAAAAUACCAUUACAUAGAUUUGGUGAAGUAUCGGAAGUAGUUAAUGCUGUGGUUUUCCUCUUAAGUGAAAAAUCCAGCAUGAUAAAUGGUGUAGAACUACCUAUCGAUGGAGGCUUUCUUGCUACAUAAAAAUCUCACGUUUUUAUUUUACCAAAGUUAUAAGAUGUCUAAAUUUUGUAUUUUGAUAUAUUAUUAGAUUAUUAACACUAUUUUCUUUUUAUAAUAUACUUAAUCAUUUAUUGACCAAAGAAAGUUAUACCAACAAUUAUGUUAUAGUAUAAUAUAAUUCUAUAUAUGUAAAAAAGUAAUUCUGCAUUAAUUUGUAUUGCAUUGUUUGCCAUUUAUAAAAAAUAAGUUAGAUUUAAAUGUUCUUUAUGGCUUGCUUUAAUAAUUUUAAGAGCAACUCCACUUCUCCAGUCAUAAAGAACUUUAAUAUGUAAAUAUUGUGUAGUGUACCUCAUUCUGUUGAAUAAUAAAUAAAUAAAAUAUUAUUUUAUUUAUUUUCGCAGAUCUAGUAAUUACGUCAUCAUGUUAAUAAUUAAAAUGUCCUCAUUUGUUUUUAUCGAAUCCAUAGUUAGAGAACGUGACAAGAAUAUGUAUUUCUGCACAAUUGGUAAUUACGAAAUUAUGUAACAUAACUGAUAGAGGCAUCUUUCAUAGUUAUCCGUGUGUGCUAUCUCAUAUGACAGACCCCUUCAGUGCUUUCCAAUCUUAAUAUUUUCUAGAAUUUAUUGAAUGUGAUUAUCUAUAUCUCAUUAUUAAUUUAUUAAGGCUAUUUGUUAU
Molecule: messenger RNA, 1557 nt
Organism: Achroia grisella
Lineage: Eukaryota; Metazoa; Arthropoda; Insecta; Lepidoptera; Pyralidae
Product: L-xylulose reductase-like
Exons: 5
Coding region: 169-903 (244 amino acids)
Biological process (GO): xylulose metabolic process; glucose metabolic process
Molecular function (GO): L-xylulose reductase (NADPH) activity; carbonyl reductase (NADPH) activity
Source: RefSeq, a predicted model, not a curated record